CCACCGUCAAGCGUCAGUUGCAGUUCGGGCUCGGUAUUGUAAGGUGUUCCAAUCGUCCGGUAAUCGGUGAACCGGCGCAUAGCCGCGUGAUCCUCGUGGCGCAUACGAGAGUGUUUGAUGUUGAACAGUUUAUCGAUCGUCUGUGGAUCGUGCGAAGCGGACUUCCUCGAGCUGAUGUCAUUGGAGGGCUGACUGUUUUAACGCUGUUUUUGGUGUGCAUUUGAAAGUUAGCCUUUGGCGUGAUAUUGUGUGACUCCUGUUUUGUGUCCUGGACUGGGUUGUAGUGAGAAAACAGAAAAAAAAAAAACUAUGGCCGCUCGGAUGUCUUUACACGUCGGGGUGGGUGUUGCAGUGGCGACUUGCACACUGUUCACGAUCGUUUCGGCACUUCCGCAACAGACAGUGACCACCUACCACGGAAAUCUGUACCCAUCGCUGGGAACGUCCGUGGUCGGCAGUGCACCGAAGCUAGUGCUUCCGGAUUCUAGCUCGUCCGAGGAACGUAUUCUUGCAGGAUCGGACGAUUUCUUGGCGUCGUUUUCAUCCAGCGGUGAGGAUACCUGCAGCUUCGAGAAGUAUGCGUUCGAUCACGACGGUACGGUGAAGUACGGUAACAAGCUGCCAGCCCUCUCCCAGUUCACGCUGUGCAUGUGGAUGCGAUUUACCAAUCAUACCGGCGACCACACGAUCCUCACCUACUCCGCGGAAGAUGAACCACGCGAAAUACAGCUCUGGAUUUCCAACAACAUGGGCAUGAGCUUCAUCAGUCUGGCCGUUCAUGGCCAAUCACUCUUCAGGUUGAACUAUCCUUUCAAAAUGCGAAAGUGGCACCACGCGUGUGCAUCGUGGAACGGUAAGACCGGCGAAUGGCAACUGUGGAUCAAAUCGGAACGCGUCGGGCGCGGAUUCCACAACCGGCUGGUAAAUUACGAAAUCAAACCCUACGGUACGCUGUUCUCCGGUGGUCCAUCCAUUACCGGGCCCACCGACAUCGGGCUGCACUUCGAGCUGACGGCGAUCCAGAUGUACAAGGUGGCGCUGAGCGCAGGAAAGGCACACCGCGACCACAAACAUCACCAUGUGCACCAUUUCGAUCAUAAUGGCGGCGAGGUUACGUCUACCACUCCGCGGACCCAGGUGCCGCCUUCACCCCAACCGGCGAACCCGCUGCUGGCCAAUGGACAGAUUCCAACGCGCGUCAAAAUUAAUCUCGCCACAAACGGGGCCCAACAGAACAGUGGCUCGCUCGGUAUUCCGACCAAGGGUCUGCCGUCGCAGCUCGUCGGUGGAUUUACUCCGUCGAUCGGUAACGGGCCUACCGUUACGACCAACUUCGUCAACGGUCAGUUCAGCACCGGGGUCCGCUUCCUCCAGGAGCAGCUAGUUUCAAACAACGUGAUCGGUCCGUUCCCGCGUUCGAGCAGUUCGGUGGGAGGAUCUUCCACCGGCACGUUUACGUUCCCCGAUAGCAGCAGUAGCGAGCUGGCCGGUCCAUCGUCAUCUAGCGGUGCGUACUCCAUCGUGCAGCUGCCCUCCGACACGUCGCCGCGCAAACUUUUCAAGCGUCAAACGGCGGCGAACACGGCUGCCAAGGUCGACAAGACCGGUGGCGCAACGGAAACCAAAACCAAGCGCGAACUUAUCCAGUUGCAGGACGGUUCGCUACUGCAGAGCUCCGAGUACAUAUUCGACGGACUGGCCGAGUUCGGACUGCCCGAUUUCAAGAACAAACUGGGUCGCGAAACAGACAUUGAGGAUGAAAUUCGGGAGCACGAUAAGGAACCGGCGGAGGAGGAGGUGCGUGCCGUCAUGAACAUCUGCUCCAAGUGUGCACCGGAACCGUUCGCUAAGGCGCUCGUGUUCGCGUGGAAGGAUGCAACGACGGAAUUGGGUGGCGCACUGUCGGCUAAGGCGUCCUCUCACUGUGGCCAUUUCUAAACCCUUGGCAAGGGAUGUCCGCAGCCGAGAGGAAGGAACGCUCGCAGAACCGUAAACCGUUUAAUGUAAACAGUAUGGAUAUUUAAAUACCUCAAACCGUACAUUAUUAGUGUAUUUUAUGAAGCCAUAGCCCCCCCAAGUGUGCGAGGUGUACAAGUGAUGUAUGAAUAAAAGUAAUAAAUGUAUUAUACCAAUCGAA
Molecule: messenger RNA, 2137 nt
Organism: Anopheles stephensi (Asian malaria mosquito)
Lineage: Eukaryota; Metazoa; Arthropoda; Insecta; Diptera; Culicidae
Gene: b6
Exons: 6
Coding region: 310-1938 (542 amino acids)
Source: RefSeq, a predicted model, not a curated record